Molecule: messenger RNA, 882 nt
Organism: Amblyraja radiata (thorny skate)
Lineage: Eukaryota; Metazoa; Chordata; Chondrichthyes; Rajiformes; Rajidae
Product: RPA-related protein RADX-like
Exons: 2
Coding region: 275-733 (152 amino acids)
Molecular function (GO): single-stranded DNA binding
Source: RefSeq, a predicted model, not a curated record
GGUUGGAGCUCUGACCGGGGGCAGGCGAGCGACAGUUGGAGUUCUGACCCGGGCGGGCGGGCGACAGUUGGAGUUCUGACCCGGGCGCCGGACGGUUGGAGCUCUGACCCGGGCGGGCGAGCGACAGUUGGAGUUCUGACCCGGGCGGGCGGGCGCCGGACAGUUGGAGUUCUGACCCGGGCGGGCGGGCGCCGGACAGUUGGAGCUCUGACCCGGGUGGGUGCGCGCCCAACGACUGCAAGGAGACCGAGUGUGUGAGGCGGUUCUUGACCUCAUGGCCGCCGAGAAGACCGAAUCGACGCCGACGUGGCCCGCUGACAACUCACUCUGGUGGGUGUUGGCGGUGGAGCGCUACCUGCUGAACGAGGCCCGCUCCCACCGAUACGACGUGACCCUCCACGGCGGAGGACUCGACCAUCCGGUUCCACUCAAAUGUCUGCUCGCACCGCAACUCAACCGCUUGGUACAGAGGAAUGAUGUGCGCCUGGGCUGCCGGCUCAGGGUGGGGCAGUGGUCGGUACGGGCGGACGGGGUGAAAGUAAUGGAGAAAGUCGAGGUGCUGAGGGAUUGCACACCUCCCCCACUUCUGACUCUGGCUCAACCUGCAUCCCGCCCUUUGCUCAGCCCCACAAGCCAUUACCUGCCACUUUGGGAGGAAAGCGACUAUUAUGGGGAGAAAUGGACCGUGCAAACUUGCAGCCAAGACCAAGUCAACAUGGAAGGCACACUUUGAUGUUGGUGACUGUUCAGGUAUGGUGUCAAUGUUUCUGUGGAACUCAUAUUGUCCAAGAUUCUUCAGGAGUCUUGAGGUUGGGUCAGUAAUAUUUGUGAAGCAGUACUCUGUGAAGGAUGCAUAUCAGAAGAGAAAGCAACCAGUUUCAU